GCGCUCUGCUGCGUCGACUCCGCUUCGUUCGGUCUCCCCGACGAGCGUUUUCCUUCAGUAAUCACGUGUGGUGUUGGUGUGCGGUUCACGCACGCCGAAUUUGCUUUGGCCUUCGCGAUGCCUGCCAUGACGUGGUUCAAUCGCCAGUGGCGCUUUGCCUCCGACGACUUCGCCCUCUCCAGCAUGCUCUACACAGCGCUGCUGAUCGGUAGCGGCGUGAUGCUCGCCACCCGCGCCAGCACCUCCUCGGACAACUACCUGAACGGGUGCGAUGGCGCCUCGGUGGAGUGGGGCCGCUCCACGAUGGGUCUGAUGGGUGCCAACUUCGUCUCUGCGGUGCUGUUCCUCUGCACCUGCGCCUUUUGCUUUCGUGGGGGCGUCUUUGAGCUCUCGAAGCGGGAGGCGGUGUCGGUGCUGCUUUACCUUGACACCGUCUGCGUCUGCUGCCUGUGUGUGUUGGCGCUGCUCAGCGCGAAGUACGCCAUCUACGACGGUGAGGCGCGACGCUGCCGGCGGGCCUCGACACGGCACAUUUUUCGUGGCGCCAUCGUGAUGGACUUAAUCAUCUUCGCCGCCUUUGUCGUGUCCAUCGCCCUCGCCUACGACCCGAGCGGCACCCACGUCCUGCGGAACAACAGCGACUACGCGAAUGUGUGGUGGAAGCGGCUGCGCAUUUGCUGUUGUCGGUGCGGUAAGCGGAACGAGACGGAGGACGCGUACAGCGACCUGGCCCAGGUCCUGGCGGCUGCCUUCCGUGGCUACGACAUCGUGCCGAGCGACAUAGCGGCGGGUAUGUUCUUGCUGCAUGGCUACCAAGAGCGGUCCCGCCGUCUGCUGUCCGCCAAGGUGCACUACGCGCCGAAUCCAAACGGGUACGUGGAGCACGUCUCGUCACAGGCCCGACUGGCGCUGCGGCUGACCCCGCCUCAGGUUGCCUUGGCCCGUGAGCUGCAGUACUACAGUCGCUUCUACAUGGCCGCCUACGGCUGGCUGCUUUUCACCUUCCAGCACUGCCUUACGGGUGUGCCGCGGCUGUGCUGCUUUGACCCAUGGAUGAGCUGUCGCAGUCGCCCGGGCCGGCACGUCGAUCAGUGCUGCUACUGCGACGUCACCGCUCUGCUGCACGAGACGAUGGUGCCUGAGGAGGACGUGCUGUACACGAACUGGCGCAACAAGGUCUGCCAACCCGUCCACUACGUCGCCUUUGAUCGCAGCAGUGACGCGCUCAUCAUCGCGAUCCGUGGCAGCAUGUCGCUUCAGGACUGCGUGACGGAUUUCGCGGCGACGCCAGAGGUGAUUACGUUAGACGGCGCCGAGGAGAAGCACCCUCCGAGUGAGUACUACGUGCACGGUGGCAUGCUCCGCAGCGCGCGAUUUGUGCUCGAGAACUUGCGCCAGCAAGGCAUUCUGCACGUGAUCCUGCGUGGACGUUACUCAUCGAAGAAGUUGGUGGUGCUGGGCCACUCUCUCGGUGCCGGCGUCGGGCUGAUCCUGUCGGCGCUGCUGUGGUCUGAUAAUCCGUCGCUGCGUGGCCGCCUGCGGUGUUUCGCCUACUCGCCUCCCGGAGGCACGCUGUCACGCGCCGUGAUGGAGUACGAGAGCAGCUUCGCCGUUGGCACCUCGCUGGGCUACGAUAUGGUCCCGCGACUCGCGCAGCACACCUUCGACUCCUUCCGCGAAUCUAUCUUUGAUCUUCUCGCCGCGUCGUCCAUGAACAAGAACGUCAUCUUCUUCAACGUGCUCCGCACGCACGCCAUUGUCAAGCCAAUCCACCCGUCGACCGCCGAGCCGGCGCAGGAGCGACAUGGGGUGGAGAGCGCCUCCUACCGCGAGUCGCUGCGCUUCUCGCCGUGCGUGCCGAAAAAGGAAACGUUGAAGCUAUUCAGCUGCACCACCACCAUCCAUCUUAUGCGAACGGUGCGAGUGAGUCGGUGCACGUGCUGCCCGGCGUGCUGCACCUUCUACACCGACGAGUUUUUUAUUCCGGUGAUCCGCGGACCCGAGGAGGUGCAGAUGCUCAUGUCGUCGCCGACGAUGUUCACUGAUCACUUCCCGGAUCGAUACUACCGCAUCAUGAAGAGGGCGCUUGAGCAGCUCAACCGCGGGGAGUUGGAUCGCUUUUACGUGGACAGCCUUCCUGAGCCGGACCCGCUGGGCACCGAUGUGGCACCGAUGGACUUCCAGCCUCUGCGGCCGCAUUCAGACGUGCAAAGCCACUCACGACACGGAGCUGAGGUGUAG
Molecule: messenger RNA, 2241 nt
Organism: Leptomonas pyrrhocoris
Lineage: Eukaryota; Euglenozoa; Kinetoplastea; Trypanosomatida; Trypanosomatidae
Exons: 1
Coding region: 118-2241 (707 amino acids)
Biological process (GO): lipid metabolic process
Source: RefSeq, a predicted model, not a curated record